Molecule: messenger RNA, 904 nt
Organism: Aspergillus novofumigatus IBT 16806
Lineage: Eukaryota; Fungi; Ascomycota; Eurotiomycetes; Eurotiales; Aspergillaceae
Product: glutathione S-transferase family protein
Exons: 3
Coding region: 1-792 (263 amino acids)
Source: RefSeq, a predicted model, not a curated record
AUGGCAAUCGACACUGUGACCGAUCAAUCCCAACAGAACCGUGGCAAAGUCAUCAUUGGUGAUGCCCCAGCUGAUGACCGUGUCGUCCUCUACAUCAUUAAAGCGGACGAGACCUCCUACAUUAACUACAUCAAGCCCCUUAUCCUAGCCAAAGAGCUCCAGAUCCCGCACGUUCUCUCGCUCAUCGACACCACUUCCCAAUGGGCCUACAAAAUCCAUCCGGAGCGGAUGGUCCCCGCGCUCAAAGACCAGGACCCCGAAACAGGCGAACAGAUCAAUGUCUUCGAGGGAACCGCUUGUCUUCAGUACUUGGCCGAUCGAUAUGAUGCCGAGGGAGAAUGGAAAGGGCGCACCGCCGCUGAGAGAGCCGCCGUCUUCACCUGGGUGGCAUACCAGACCGCGGGAAUCGGUCCCACUGCCAAAUACUGGCUCUACUUUCUGCGUGGUUACCCGACUCGCAAGGACCCGGUCCAGCUGCCCAAGACCAUUGCGAAACUGCACGAAAACACUCUGAAGCAAUGGGACAUUUUGAAUAAGCGCCUUGCGAAGGAGGGACAGAACUACAUUGCCCUCCCGGAUCGGCCGACCCUAGCGGAUCUGUCCUACUUUCCCUUCGCCAUGCCGUGGAUGUUUACGUUCCUCGGUGUGGAUAUCAAGGACUGGCCGCAUAUUCAGGCGUGGGCGGAGCGGAUGUUGGCCCGCCCGGCUAUCCAGGAGAUCAUGGCCAGAGCAAAGACAUUUGGACAUGAUAUGACGCAGGAGCAGGCGGCGAUGCUGAAGUCUGCGGAAUAGACGAGCUAUGAGCAGAGUGAUUGAAAUCGUGCCACUCAGUGGAAUCGGGAGCCGGUCAGUGAACGGGGACCGAUCAAUGUACGUAUCUAGCAUAUAAGUGCAACCAUAAUGG